Molecule: messenger RNA, 2328 nt
Organism: Leptosia nina
Lineage: Eukaryota; Metazoa; Arthropoda; Insecta; Lepidoptera; Pieridae
Source: the annotation of a GenBank genome assembly
AUGGAUGUUAAGAGCUUAGAAGCAUACUCAAUCAUUGGAUUUGAUGGAUCGGCUAUUCGAGGUCUAAAAGUACACCCCGAUGGCGAGCAUAUUGUAUAUCCUAUGGGAAAUAAAGUCUGUAUCCAAGAGUGGAAGACCAAGAAAAUGUACUUUCUCAGUGGCCACACAAACAGUGUCUCCACUGUAGCUAUUUCUCCGAAGGGAACCUAUGUUGGCUCUGGACAAAUCAAUCAUAUUGGAUUUAAAGCAUCUGCUAAAGUGUGGGAUUUUAAAAAGAAAUCUAUGGUUGGCACUCACGAACUUCAUAAGGUGCGAGUGGAAGCUUUAACAUUUUCAUCCGACGAACGCUACAUGAUAUCUUUGGGCGGCAGGGACGACGGCUGUGUGGUUUUAUGGGAUUGCGUUGCUGGAGCAGCAACUGGAACAGCCGCGGCAGCAAGACUGACAACAGGCGACGCUGUUACUUUAACUUCGCUAUCAUUAAGGGCUAAUUCCUUUGUAACGGGCGGAGAUGGAAACCUUCGAGUAUGGAAUAUACGCGCGGCGAGCAAGAAUUUGGACGUUGUUGAUGUGAGUUUGGGAAAAUUACGAAGAAGUGUCCGCUGUAUUGCUGUCAGUCAAGACGAUUCUUAUGGAAUAGCUGGUACCACAUCUGGUGACAUGAUUAAGUUCUCAAUCGGUUACCCAUCUGACCCGAUGAUGGACGUGUCUCAAUACAAGCCAUCACUCUUGGGCUGUUUGGCCAAGUGCGGUCCAUGGAAAAAAGGGAAGCGCCCAGAGUCGUUGUGUUACAGCCAGGGUAUAGAAACUAUAAUUAUUUUGGACGAUGGAUGCCUUGCAGUGGGUUCCGGUGAUGGGACUAUAGAUAUUUUAGACGAAAUCAAUUGGAAAGGAGAUUUUCCCAAAGGCAAGAUUGUAGAUCCAAAUAAGCCCCACUACAAAGCCCUAAAAUCUCUCAAAUUACAAGGAAGUAUAACAUCUCUUGAAUUGAUGGAGACUCCUCAAAUGCGCGGUGACAAGCGGUUGCUCUUAGCGGGUACAAGGACUAGUGAAAUAUACGCAAUCAAUGUGCGCACUUUCGAGCCUAUUUUAGUGGUGACGUGUCCACGCUGCGCUAUAAAUAACAUCGCAUUUCCAAGAGGUAUGUCCGGUGUGUUCGCAACAGCGGGUGCCGGCGAUGUUCGUGUUUGGUGCGUUAAGACUGCGCAAGAGUUGCUAAGAAUCGUAGUUCCCAAUUUUAUUUGUUCUUCAGUUCUCUUCUCUAGCGACGGGAAGUCAAUCGUAUCAGGUUGGAAUGAUGGUAAUAUCCGCGCUUUUACUCCUCUCACUGGUAGACUGAUAUACUGUAUAUUCAACACCCACAAUAAGGGCACUUCGGCACUGGAUAUGACAAAUGAUGGGAGGACUCUUAUUUCUGGUGGAUGUGAAGGGCAGGUUCGAGUUUGGGAUAUAAAACCAGAAUGUCAAAGUUUGAAAAAAGUCUUGAAGGAGCACAAAAGUCCAGUAUCAGCAAUUCAAGUUUCUCCCAAUGAUAUGGAAGCGGUCAGCGCUGGCACCGAUGGCUCGUGUAUCAUUUGGGACCUCGUGUCCCUCUGCCGUCGUCAAGUGAUGUAUGCCAACACCUUAUUCAUGUGCGUUUGUUUCGAACCGCUCGGCUGUCAACUGCUAACGGGGGGCACGGACCGUCGAGUGGCAUAUUGGGAGACUGGCAGUGGCAAUUUGGCUAGAGAAUUGGAAGCAAGUAAAGUGGGCGCAAUCAACGGUCUGCAUAUCACUCAGAAUGGGGAAUUGUUUGUGACUGGUGGCAACGAUCAGAUGGUUAAAUUGUGGAAGUACCAGGAGGGUAUCUACACGCACACCGGGUUAGGACAUGCCGGCGCUGUGACUUGCUGCAGGUUCAGUCCAGAUGCCAACUACAUUGUUAGCUGCUGCGCGGCUGGCAGCAUUAUCAUUUGGAAAAUGCCUGAACAAUACCUUUCAAAGAACUCAAAACCUCCAUCUGGACGGAAGAGCACAACACAAUCUCCCAAGACAUUACAAGAAGAACUCAGGUUGCCCCUAGAUGAAAAAUUGUCUCAGAAGGCUGCUGGGGAUAGACCACACAAGGUGCCUGCAGCACCCUCAAAGGUGGAAAAGAUUGAAGCAAUGGAUACAACUCGCAGCAGUGUCCACUCGUGCUGUCCUUGUGAUACAGCAAAAAGUAAAGCGUCCAACAAGACUCCCAGUGACAAAGGAUCAGGAAAACCUAAAUGCUGUCGGCCUCCAGAUAACUUGCCUACCAGAACAACAAGUAAGGAGUAUGUCAGCAGAAGUGGGGAUAAAAAAUAA